Centruroides sculpturatus (bark scorpion) is the source of this 1967-nucleotide messenger RNA. Its product is annotated as partitioning defective 3 homolog. NCBI's taxonomy places the organism in Eukaryota, Metazoa, Arthropoda, Arachnida, Scorpiones, Buthidae. Gene Ontology annotation, biological process: establishment or maintenance of epithelial cell apical/basal polarity; establishment of cell polarity; intracellular protein localization. The transcript has 9 exons. The record is from RefSeq and is a predicted model, not a curated record. Gene Ontology annotation, molecular function: phosphatidylinositol binding. Bases 95 to 1558 code for a protein of 487 amino acids. Gene Ontology annotation, cellular component: cell cortex; apical plasma membrane; adherens junction.
UUUAUAAAAUUCUAAUUGAAAUUAUUUUAUUUUCAGACAAAGUUUAAAUGAGGAUGAACUUAGAUUUUCUAGGGAUGGUUUUGGAAGACAAAGUAUGUCUGAAAAGAGGCAUGCUCAUCUUGAUGCCAAGAAUACAGAUACUUAUCAGCGUACCAAGAAAGCUAAAGAAGAACGUGAAAAAUGGAAACAAAAAAUGAUGCAAGAAUCACUUUCAUAUAGUAGUGAAGAAUUAAAAGAAGCAAGAAAAUGGAAACAAAAUUCUUCAGAAAAUGGUUUAGAGCUUUCACUUGGAAUGAGAAAAUCUUGCAGUCUUGAAAGUUUACAAACUGUAUUACAAGAAUUACAAAAGGAAGAAAAUAUUAUCCGUACAAUGCCAAAUUACACAGCUAUGUCUUCUAAAGAACGAAGAUGUAAUGACAGUUUUCGUGCUGCUGUAGACAGGUCAUAUGAAGCAAUGCAUAAAGGAACUAUGGAGAUAGUGGAAGAAGAUAAUGAAAAUAUUCAUCCUGAUAAAAGAUUAGAAUAUGAUUCAUCUCAAGCAACUUUUGAUAUUGCUCAUGAUGAUAUGUUUCUUCCAUAUAAUAAUAAACUUAAUGGGAGUAAGAAGAAGAAACUUUUAAAAGGAUUAGGAUCGGUAUUUAGUAGAUUUGGAAAAACUCGCAAAAGUGAUUCAUCUAAAAAAAUGACUCAGGAAGAAUUGAGGCAAGAAGCUGAAAGACUUAGAGCAAGAUGGGCUGCACAAGAAGAACAUGACAGAAUACAAGAACAUUAUAAAAGAUUUGUUGAACAACAAAAACAUGAAGAACAGAUUAAGAACCAUAUGUUUUCAACUCCAGUUCCUUCAUCGACUCAUUAUUCUUUGUCUCCCCAACAACGCCAGAGGAUACAGUUUUUAAGGUCACGCUAUCAACAGUGUUACGACGAUGAUGAAAGGCAUGAUUGGAAUGAACAAGAAACAAAAGAAAUUCUAGUCAGACAACCUUCGCUUCCAAUGUUUUCUUCACAUCGAAGGUAUCAAAUUGGUGCACAUCAUCAAUCACCUGAGAUACAUCGUGCUCAUUCACAACCUCCAAUGAUAAGGAGAACCCAGAGUUUGCGAUAUACAGGCAGACAACAGGUAUUUAACACACAUUCUCCUCAUACUAUAUCAAGAAAAAUUGAUAUAUAUAAGGAAAUGGAGAGAGCCAGAAGUAGAACGGGUAUUUUGGAUCCUAAAGUUUAUGAACAUUACAUGAAUUAUCCUUCAUCUUCCAACAAUUGUAGUCCAUCGAAAAAUACUUCUCCUCGUAAUUUUUAUUCGCCCCAGUUGAACAAUUCUAAAAUCAACGAUCCAGAUAAAAUGCUACAAGAAGAAACUAAACAUCCAGCGACAAAGGAUGUGUUGGAAAACAGAUCACCAUAUAAAAACGAGAAACAUUCUAAUGUCGUUUUAGAUUAUACAUCGUCCAGAAACUACUACACGUCGCAUCAGCAGACACCUUCAAAGUAUUCCAGUAACAGUCCCGUGUGUUCAAAUAAUAACAGAAGACAGAACUGUGUCGCUGGAUCUAAAGUAUGACAAAUAAUCUCAUAUUUGAGUUAUGCUUAGAGUGAGAAAUGAAUUUUAUAUGCAAUUCUUCCAAUUAUUCUUGUGAUGAAAAUAGAUUACUAGUCAACAUUUUCCAAAAUUCAAAAUUUUAAAUUGUUUUCCACUACUUUACAUAUAGAAAAGUCGUGUAUUUAAAAUGUUUAUAUGUAAAAUUAGGAUGGUGGCUCGAUUCGAAUAUGCCAAAUUUCUAUUUGCAGUAGUUGUUUAUUAUAAUGAAGCAUCAUAUCAAAUCAGUGGAUGUGUUAUUUAUACUUUAAUUAUGUUUUUUCAUUAUUAAUAAACUGUGAAGUGCCAUAACUGAUUUACAGAGAUUUGGCACAACAGGCAAAAGAUCUGAACGGAUAGGAAGUCCACUUUCCCGAACUGUAAAAACGAUGAA